AUUUGUUUGUUCCUUUUACGAGACAGUGGAGCUACCAUUUAACUACCCCAAAUAUCCGCCUAGUAUUUGUCCAGACUUGUGUGUUAGGUACAAUUUAGCAUUUUAAACAUUGGUCUGCAGUCUUGAAGUAUACUCGAUUCUAUUAUCAGAAGACAGUUUUCCUACUUCAACCUGGGCUGCCCAGGGGAACACCCACACUUCAGUCAAUAUAUCACGCCGGUCGGCUGCGUGCGCUCCGUGUCGAGUGUUUGGUGGUGGGGGAGACAUCAUGUCGGAUGUAUUACCCUACAACGAGGAGAAAAUAACUCACUAUGGCGAUGACGAGGACGUGGGGCAAAUCUCCAUCACCUGUCGUCUGCAGGAUACUAAUAACUUCUUCGGGGCUGCCCAGAAUAAAAGGCCCCCCAAACUCGGUCAGAUUGGAAGAAGUAAACGAGUUGUCAUCGAGGAUGACAGCAUCGACGACGUUCUGAAAAACGAAACAGAGAAAACGCAGGCAGGUGUCUAAAGUGAUCCAAAGACGUUGAUUAGAGGAGAUUGGUAACCAUGCGUCACGCUCUUUUUUGGCAAAAAAAAAAAAAAACAGCACUUUGAAAUCACUCGCAAAAAUGGGCAGUCCACCAUAGUCCUUUUGCAGGCUUGUGAACAGUAAAGGUGGAACAUUUUCUGUCUGAUGGUACGUAAUGAAAGUCUUAUCGAUUGAUCUUAACCCAUCCAGAUGUGCAAAGGCAUGAAAAUGGAAUUGUGUCCCCAGAUUUAGAGCCAGUAUUGUACGACUCAUAGCAUGGGAAGAAGGAGAAUGAUACAGAAUAAGCACACCAUGUAUCUCAGUCCCUUAGUAUUCUUCUCUCGUACCCUGGCUAAAGAUGAGCACUUUGUUUACUUUGUAUUUUUGCAAAAAAAUAUAGUCAUCUUUUUUUUUUUGGUGCAAAAUGGAUGUAAAACGCUUUUUGAUGUUGCUCACCUGUACAAAUAGAUCAUUUAUUAACUUUUGGAUACCUAUUUUGCAGUGCUGAAGGAUGGAACAACGUUUUAUAUAGAAUGAAAAAUUAAGGUGUUACUUUUUUAUUAUGAAUUUGAUGUUGCUUGAUUUCUAUUUUGUUGUUGCUAUAAACUGCCUGCUCAUUUGAAAGUGAGAAGCUGUUUUUGUUACCCAGUUAUUUAUAGAAUACCUGGUCUUAUUUCUCUUUUUGGUAAAAGUGUUUGUCAUUAUUCUUUCUGAAUGAAUAAGUAUAUUUUGGGUAUAUUUUAUCGAACAUAAUCAUACCUGUGCCAAAUAUCUCGGGAGGUUCCAGUCAGCUUGACUCUCCGUAUUCUGAAUAAAUGUAAUAUGUUUUGUUAAUGUUUUGUUGCCCCGUCAUGUUUGCGGUCCAGGGCCUUCAUAAUGGUGAGAUAUCAGCUUUUGCAUGAAACAGGCAAAGUUGCCUAUUGCACCUGUGAAACUGGUAAACUAUUGAACAUCUUGUUUGCAACUUCAAAUGACCGACCUCAAGAACCUUCUUUAAUUGAUAUUGUGUAUGUUGCACUUUGAACUCACUGAAUAGGGCUAUUUCUGCAAUGUACAAAAACAACAUUAAAAUUAUUCAAAACCA
Molecule: messenger RNA, 1592 nt
Organism: Brienomyrus brachyistius
Lineage: Eukaryota; Metazoa; Chordata; Actinopteri; Osteoglossiformes; Mormyridae
Gene: camk2n1b
Product: calcium/calmodulin-dependent protein kinase II inhibitor 1b
Exons: 3
Coding region: 269-508 (79 amino acids)
Biological process (GO): negative regulation of protein kinase activity
Molecular function (GO): protein kinase binding; calcium-dependent protein kinase inhibitor activity
Source: RefSeq, a predicted model, not a curated record